AUGAGGACGACGACCCGUUUUCGUUUAGGAAAAUCUGAUCGUCAUCCUACUCUGAAGGAGCCUCGCGAUCAUCAGAGAGAUAAACGAGAUUCAUCGGCUCGGCGAUCUCCGCUCAAAUUGAGCCAUCGGUCUGAUUCAGCGUCCAAAGACCGUUCGAGAGGGUUCAGAGGACCAGAACACUUGAAUAGCGAUCGAGCUGUUUCCUACCGUAGUAAAGAACGAUCAGAUUGCCGGCGCAGCCGCACGAAGGAAGAAAGCCGACACGAGUCCACUAGAAGGUCUCAUUCUCCUCAAGCCGCAUGUGUGAGGUCGAAAAGACGAAAACUGUCGACGUCUUCCCACAACGAUGCUGAGGGACAGGAACAGGAGCUUGUGGUUUCUGACAUCGAGUUGGUUAUGGUGGAUGAGGAUGAAGUUGAAGAUGGCGAGGUUUUGGAUUAG
This is a messenger RNA of Haemonchus placei, 441 nucleotides long. The record is from the annotation of a GenBank genome assembly. NCBI's taxonomy places the organism in Eukaryota, Metazoa, Nematoda, Chromadorea, Rhabditida, Trichostrongylidae.